Messenger RNA from Arabis nemorensis, 267 nucleotides. NCBI's taxonomy places the organism in Eukaryota, Viridiplantae, Streptophyta, Magnoliopsida, Brassicales, Brassicaceae. The record is from the annotation of a GenBank genome assembly.
AUGUUAGUCGCAAAUGCGUCGGAAUUACCGGUUGACAAGAAAGGUCGUACUUUUGGAAUUGGUAAUUAUUCGGUUAGUCAAUGCAAUUCUUCUCCAUCCGUCAACACCUCCACGAAUGCGAUGUAUGAGGAGAAGUUGGAGGAACAAGAGACAAAGAUGACUAGUAUGCAGCAAGAACUUGACAUGUGUAAAGAUUGGUUAGGUGCCAAAUUCUCUGAUUUUCCGAGUUCUUUCCCGUCGCAAGCGAGUUUUUCCAACGGACAAUAA